AUCAGCAGAUAAGGAAUCUUUAAAGAAAACUGUUACGAUAAAUAAUGCUAAGGUUUCCGCGUUGGUAGAUACGGGCAGUGAAAUUACGCUGAUAAGAGAAAGCGCCUUCGCUGAAAUAGGAGCGCCGCGAGUGGAAGAUGAAUGGGUCGUUUUCAGGGGUUUGGGUUCRGGYUUGAUUAGGACACUAGGUCAUUUUACGGCUGYUAUCGGGGUUGACGGGGAAGAGUAUGAAACCAAAAUACAUUUAGUACCUAAYUCGUGUAUGCGCCAUGACCUCAUCUUAGGAACAAAUUUCCUUGACAACGUGAAAUUGUUGAUAGAGUCCGGGCACAUUGAGAUCCGGCGUUCGGGAAAAGCGCAACCAAUGGAAGGCAAUCUGCCGAACGUUUUAAGUAUAAAUGUUUGUGGCUCGGAGAGUCGAGUUGRUAAGGAUGGGAUCUGUGGGGAAGUCGCUGCAAUUUUAGAAGAUACAGAUUUUAUUACAAUUUUAGCAGAGAAGGUGAGACAACGGUUAGAGGAAAAGUUAGGUGUAAAUUUUUCAGCAAGAAAAGAGGAAGUAGAUGAUUUAGUUUUAGAGGGUUUACAAGUAAAGCAGGUCAGCGAAAGGGGAGAGGGUUUAAAGCCCGCAAGGGGAAGUCCAACUAAAGGAACAUCCAGUAAGCGUAAGAGGGAUUCUUCUGCUCAUGAAGAAAGYGUUAGUGAUAGUGAUAUCGACGAAUAUUGGGUUAAAAACAAGAAAACUCCUAGGAACASUGUUAAGAAAGGUAGUGGUAGGGGCAAGGGUGGAGAUCAUWCUAGCGCUAUUACAUUGUCUCCUAGACUAGCGGUAAAAUUUAAAAAGRCCAGAGCAUUGCGAAAUAAUURUCACGAAAUUKGUAAGCGGGUGAAAACGAGGGACAGAGGAAGACCAGAACGUAAACCGAAAAGAAAGAAACRUGWAAGCAUUAGGGAAAAAUAUGUUGGAAGCUAUAGUAAUAAUUUUCGUUCUUCUUAAGUAAAGACUCAAUUUACCGUUUUGUUCAUCUAGUAGUUUCAAUUUUGUAUGACUAGUUCAUAAGAUUAAACAUAUUUGACUUUUUAUAUUAUUAGUAGUAUUGUGUAAUUGCGUUAAAACUUUGUACAGUGGUGUUGCGAGACAAAAGCGAUGGAAUGAAUUUWAAAUGUAAACGUGUGUGAGAGUUUAAGAUGUGAAGCAAGUAAGAGUGUGAAGUUUUCAUAUUUUAAAUCGAAUGUAACGCAGCGUUGUCGCUUGUAAUAUGUGUAAUUUCGUUGACAGUUUGUAUAGCGUAAGCAUUUGUGUUGGUUUUUAAAAGAAUGAAUAUCUGAGGCCAGAUAUCAUUUUCAGAAUGGUCGAGUG
Molecule: messenger RNA, 1357 nt
Organism: Polistes dominula (European paper wasp)
Lineage: Eukaryota; Metazoa; Arthropoda; Insecta; Hymenoptera; Vespidae
Product: retrovirus-related Pol polyprotein from transposon 412
Biological process (GO): DNA integration
Molecular function (GO): nucleic acid binding
Source: RefSeq, a predicted model, not a curated record